AUGUCUUUGAUUCUUGUUGACUUUUUGGGGCGUGUUGGAGAAGAUUUACAGUCACCGGCGACUCUUUUUCCGGUUUCCAUGGAUUUAAAUGGUAAAGCUCCAAAAACUGCUGGGGAAAUAGGCUUGAUGGAGAACAAGAAAACACUAAGAGACGUCAUUAUCAAUAUUCCUGGAGAUGAAAAAGACUCGAAAUCCUCAGUCCUUGAUGCUUCAACUGAUCAAAAAAUUAAGCUUUCAGCAGAUUCAUCUCAUAGAGUAUCGAAUGAUUCAUCUUUAAGUGCUCAAAACGCUGGACCAAUGAAUUGCCCUUCACCAGAAAAUCUGAAGAUCAGCUUAAACUCCAAUAAGCCUCCAAAAAUCCCAAAAACUAAGACUCUCGCUAGAAGGACAACUUUUUCAAAUUCAGUUUACUUAAAGUCCAAAUCCAGAUUUGGUGAACAACCUGUGCCUAUUGAUAGUAAUAUGUUUGAAGAAAAUGGAAGAUCUGUGAAAAAUGCAAUUUCUUAUCAGGGUUCGCCUAUUAUGAGAAUUGAUACUAAUAAUUCUAGUACUAAGGAGACUAUUAAGACGGCGUCCAUGAGUUCAAUGACAUCUUUGAAUUCAGUGCGUGGUGACUUGGGAGGUGUCGAUGAGGGUGAAGAGAUAUAUAAGAGAGUGAGCAGUAGGAAGAAGUUGAACUAUAGGAAAGUGAAAGCUAAAGUUUUGAUCGAGUGGGUACUGUUUCUCUGCAUCCUGGGUUUCUUGAUUACUUGCUUAACUGUUAACAAGUUGCAACGUUGGAAGGUUUGGGAGUUGGAGAUUUGGAAAUGGUGUGUACUAGUUUUGGUGACCUUUAAUGGAAUGUCUGUUACAAAAUGGUUGAUUCAUUUUGUUGUCGUGUUGAUUGAGCUAAACUAUUUGCUAAAAAAUAAAGUGUUGUAUUUCAUUUAUGGUCUGAAGAAGAGUGUUCAGGUGUGCAUUUGGCUGAGUUUCUUUCUCAUCACAUGGGUUUUGCUAUUCGAAGAAGGCAUUGCGAGAUCACAUCAGGCAGAACGAAGUUUGCAUUACAUUACUUGGACUAUUGCUUCACUACUCAUUGGUUCAUUCUUGUGGUUCCUGAAGACUUUACUACUAAAGAUUUUGGCAUCUUCGUUUCAUGUUAGCACGUUCUUUGAUAGGAUUCAGGAAUCUAUCUACCAUCAGUACAUUUUAUUCACUCUAUCUGGGCCACCACUUAUGGAGUCAGCUCAGAUGUUGGGUAAGACAAGCAGUAAUUUGAGUCAAUUCAGUUUCCGUGUGACGAAGAAGGCGAAAGGUGAUGGGGAAAAGAAGAAAGAGGUGAUUGAUAUCAACAAACUUCAUCAAAUGAAGCAAGAAAAAGUCUCGGCUUGGACCAUGAAGAUGUUAGUUGAUAUGAUAUCUAAUUCCAGUCUGACCACUCUUACGAGUGCUAUUGAUGAAAAUGUCUACGACGGAGGUAAUGAACAGAUGGAUAAGGAGAUCACAAACGAGGAGGAGGCAAUUGCUGCUGCAUAUCAUAUUUUCAGAAAUGUAGCUCAGCCCGAAUCCACGUACAUUGAUGAACUGGACCUCCAGAGUUUCAUGAUUAAAGAGGAGGUGGAACUUGUAUUCCCAAUUAUUGAUGUGGCCGAGACAGGGCAGAUCGACAUGAAAACUUUGACGGAAUGGGUGGUGAAGGUUUACAAAGGUCGCAAAGCACUAGCUCAUGCUCUGAAUGAUACCAAAACGGCUGUAAAGCAAUUGAACAAGCUCGUUUCAGCGAUCCUGAUUGUUAUUAUGAUAAUAGUGUGGCUUAUCUUGACAGGAAUAGCAACAACCAAAGUUCUCGUCUUUCUCUCAUCACAGUUUGUUCUGGCAGCUUUUAUGUUUGGAAAUACAUGCAAGACUAUAUUUGAAGCUAUUAUCUUCGUGUUUGUAAUGCAUCCUUUUGAUGUUGGCGAUCGUUGUGUAAUUGACGGCGUUCAGAUGAUUGUUGAAGAGAUGAAUAUCUUGACGACAGUCUUUCUAAAAUUUGAUAAUGAGAAAAUGUAUUAUCCAAAUUCUGUUUUGGCUACCAAACCGAUCAGCAAUUUCUAUAGAAGUCCAGAUAUGGGUGAUUCGCUCGAGUUCUCCAUUGAUUUCAAGACACCGCUCGAUAAAAUUGGUGCUCUCAAAGAUAAAAUAAAGAAGUAUUUGGAGAAAAAUCCCCAACAAUGGCAUCGAAAUCACAAUGUCGUCGUGAAGGAGAUUGAAAAUGUGAACAAGAUUAAGAUGGCUCUCUUUUUCAACCAUACUAUCAACUUUCAGGACUUUGCAGAAAAGAGCAGACGCAAAACGGAACUUGUCCUCGAGAUGAAGAAAUUUUUUGAAGAGUUAAAUAUUAGAUAUGAUCUCCUUCCUCAAGAAGUUCAUUUAAUCGAUCCGGGAACAAUGACCAAAGGGACAGGCAGAUGA
Fraxinus pennsylvanica is the source of this 2433-nucleotide messenger RNA. NCBI's taxonomy places the organism in Eukaryota, Viridiplantae, Streptophyta, Magnoliopsida, Lamiales, Oleaceae. The record is from the annotation of a GenBank genome assembly.